UUGGUGUGAUACCUUCUUUUUUUUUCAUUUCAAACAACGUUGCGUAAAAGGAAAUGAAAUGAACGCAGAGCGCAUGCGUUUGUUUCUGUUAUCCUAAAUGUCGUAUCGAAUAUUUUGCAAAUAAAUAAUAAAAAAAGAGACGCCUACCUUCAUUGAUAUUCGUCGAUGCGAAGCGGUUGAUCGAUGGGAGACGCAAAUGAAACGACAAAGUUUUUCGUUGUUACCGCGAGAUGUCAGUAGUCUAGGAUGCUAGAGGAGGCAGUGAAACGCCGCGCGCGGCUCGCAUCGUCCGUCAUAGUAAACACAAGUACGAACUUGGACGAUAGGUACCUCGUGCACUGCCACUGGCAGAUACGCGUUUUGACGGGUGUUGAAAGACGACGAAAUAUAAAAACGACAUCAUUUCAAACAAAGUGUUCGAAAGUUUGAUCGUGCUAGGGAUAGGUGAGGGUUAUGAUAUGUGACGGAGGUAAAGAGCGGCGGUGAGGGCAUCGUCGUCGGUGAAGGUAUUGUCAAGACGCUUAAUGUGCGCGGUGCGGGCGCGUGGUACGCUCGAGGCGGCCACAAAUGAAGAAGUGGGAAGCCACGACGAGGGUGGUAGAGAGGGAAGAUGUCGAGUGGCUCGGCCUCGAAACUCGUGAACGGUGAAAACAAGAAGGAGAACGUUCACGGGUACGAGUACGAGAACAAGAAAGAAACCGUGAGCGGCGCUGCUGGCAGCACUGGCUCUUCCAUAGUUCUCACUGGUGAUACUAGUAACGCUACUACUAUCGUUACUGUUCCUGGUACUGGUACUACUGUUCCUAGUAUUACUGGUAACAGUUGUAGUGGUAGUGGUUGUGGUAAUGGUGGUAGUGUUUGUUUCACCGGUAGUGGUAACGGUGACAGUGAUAGUAAUAGCGGUGUUUGCGUUACCGGCUUGACCGUCGGGGGCGUCGUAGGCGUGGAGUUUUGUGACGUUAAUUCCGAUCUGAAAACAGCGGAUAAUCUUGAAGAGGUAGACGAUCAAAGGGAUGUAAACGACGUGACGGAAUUCGGUGAAACCGUAUUUCAGGAUCCAUACACGGGAACGUGUAUCGAGACGCCAGUCGACAGUCUCGCUACUACUACUACCACCACCACCGCCACAACCACCACCACCACCACCAUCACCAUCAUUGAACACGACGAUCGAACAAGUACGACUGUAUCUGCUCCUUGUUACGAAGAAGAUCAGGAAGAGGAUAACGAGGAGGACGACGACAACAUGGUCGCGGCGAUGAACGAACACUUGUCUACUACGUCGGCGACUAGCGGCAUUCGAAGUAGCACAGUUUCGACAACCACUACUACUGGCAACUCGGUUGUAAACCAGAAUAAUAGUUGCUCUCGUAAUGAAUAUCAAAACGUUCAAGAGGAUAGUAAACCAGCCGCUGGAAUACUCAGUUUUCCCUGUGACUUUGACCACAUGUAUGCCAGCAUGACAGACGGUGGAGCUCCGGCAGCCGCCACUGCCACCUCUGCUUUGGGUGUCAGCCCCCUUCGAGGCAACGAACCUCGUCAAAACGAUCUAACAGAGGUUAAACACCUCAAAGAACUUUUGCUUCUUCAUUUGGAUUUGAUUCAACAACAAUCCGAACAAAUUGUCACCAAGGAUAAACUUUUAGCUGCUCUACGACAGGAGAACGAAACGCUUAAAUUGCGUUUGGAGCGUAUGGAUAGACGUGUAAAUUUACAAAAACUACGCUCAGAGAACAGUGAAAAUUCCAUUACGCCAGAACACAUAGGAACGUGUUCUCCUCCGACUGUUAAUUCUGUGAAUGUGCCAUCCACUAGCGAACUUCACAGGAACGUUCAAUCUGAAAAUAAUAAUUCCCAGUAUAACGAAAGUUUUAAAAUACGUUUAAAUACUAGUGGUGGAAUAACGACAGUUAAACAAGAACCAAAUGAGAAUCAAAAUAAGCAUGAGACUAAAAUAGAGACUGGUAACGAUGGUAGGUUAGAUUGGGAGGAGAAGAAGAAAAGAAGAACAGAUCCAAUACCGUUGUCCACUGGAAGCAAAAGAAAAAGAGGUGUUUCGUGUUCGUCUACGAUCAGCAAUGAUACGUCAUCGACGGGACACGAAAAGACAUUAACUCAGGAAACCGGUAGGAAAAGCGAUAGAAAAGGAAAAACGAUAACGAAAAAGGAAUCCUUUCUUACUACAGAAGAACAUUAUUACACCGCUGUUGGUGAUCCAAGUUAUACCUUAAGUUUAAAAGAACCUAAUCCCGUGGAAAGUGAUACUUCAUUGGAAGUUCCAAAUUGGAGGGUGAAAAUAUAUACAAGUUGUUAUACGAUGGAAGGAACCGAAAAUUUGGACGAUGAAAUUUUUAACAAAAGACAUUUAAAAUUAGAAAAUGAUGAAAGGAGAAGAAAAAGAUGGGAUGUACAAAGGAUAAGAGAACAAAGGCACAUUGAAAAGUUGAAACAGAGACAAGAACGUCAAAAUCAUCAAGCUACGUGUUACAACACAAAUCAUACAGGACCUUGUCCAUCAACAGUUGAAGAAGAAACGGUAUCGUCGUUAUGGCCUGAUGUAGAACAAAUUCAAAGUCUUCAAGUGGAUCCCCAUUUACCUGUUACUGCAUUUGGUGCUCCUAUCCCUAGUUUUACUCCGAGCGAAUUUUCUUUACCAUGGUUAAAUAUGACACGAUCAAGUUGUCGACGUCCAAAGCGAUCAACAGGUAGAAGAAAAUCUACUAGGAGAUAAGCUUUUAGAGCGGUGGACAGGACUAUUUUUGUCUCAUAAUUUUUAACCUUUGUCAUAGACUUGCUCCCUUAUACCUUCAUUUUUAUUUUCUAAUAUUAUAUUCUUUUUAUUACGUGAGAUAGGGGCACCAAAGAUAUUUUUAUUACCUUUUUUUAAAAGUGCAGUCCAGGAAAGGUAACUAUAAUCGAUAGGAGUACCUACUACUUUCUUUUUUUUUACUUCUUACGUAUUUGUUGCUACUGAAACUUGAAACUACAGUAGAAAAUAUUCAUCUUGUAAUUUGUCGAGAUCAAUAGGAAUCGUUUUAUUCGUACAACUGUAACAAUGAAUUGUCGCGAUUUGAUAAAAAUAUUGAUUUAUUUAAUUUUAAUCGAUAUUUAUUAAUUAUAUCUGUGAAAUCAGAUUCGAAAUUGUACAAAUUAAAAUAAUCGAUUUAAACUUUCAGAUUAAAUAUAUUUUUUGCAACUAAUCGGAUGAAAUAAUAAAUUUAAUUGAUUAAAUACGUUCUUGAAUAUAUGUUCAAGGAAAUUUCUUACAGAAAAAAAAGCAGUGUACAAUUAAUUCGUAGCCCCUUUUCUUUAGCCUUUAAUUAAUAGAACGGAAAGUUCUUUGUACCUAUGAAAUGAUCCCAUCACUGUUUCCAAAAAGUACCACCGGUACAAAUGUAUUUAUCGUAUUAUAUACUUAUCGUUAAAAAUUAGGAUAUUCUUGAAACGAAUAGUUUAUAAACAAGUUUAACAAGUGAGAAAUUUAAAACCGUAUCAGAUCAGAUCUAAUUAAUUUAAUUUUUUUCUUAUUACAAACGUUAAAUACAUAAGCGUGUUUGAUCUAUUACGGUUUUCAUACCUCUAUAAUGUUUGCAUUACACUUAUUCGUAAAAGUAAUGCAUGCAUUCGAUAAAUCAUCUCGGAUAUAUCGCACUCUUUGUGGACCAUUGUAGUUUAAUAAACAUAAAGUGUGUAAUUAUCUGUAAAAAGUUUAAAAACAUUUAUAGAGAUAACCACUGUCUUCCUAAAACAUGAAAGAUCGUUUAAAAAUUUAGAAUGUUUCGAUGACUGAAAAUAGAAAUUUCGCGAAGUGGAAAAUCCAGUAACUUACGUUGCUUUAAUUCAAGAAUACAGAUAACAUCUGAAACACUUCACGGAUUUUAAUUUAAAUGUAAUAAUUAGAUUAAUGAAUAAGUUAUAUCUAACGUAACAAAUAGUACAUACAUAAUUAUAUCGUCCGCGUUUACACCGUAAUGUUAAAUAUUAUUUCUAUAAUUUGAUAAUUUUUUAUUAAACUUAAAAAAGGAAAGGGGUUACGACAUGCAAUUUUUUUUUUUAUUCAGACAAUUGUUCCAUAAUACUUUUAGGAAGUUGCAGAAUCAUUUCUCCGUUUCUUUUUCAUCUUUUAUCUUCUUUUUUAUAAAUCAUUGCAUUUAAUUGUAAUUCUUAAAAAGAAAAAAAAAUCAAACGAUAAAAUGGACGAACUUUUUAAUUGUAUCAUUUUGUUUUGUAAUGUGCGACAAGUGACGAGGUACUCGAUUCAACCGUCCAUGAGAGGUGUCAGAAUUUCAUGAACCGAAAUACUUGACGUUUAAACACGGUGAAUAUAGUAAUUAUAAUUUGUAAAUAAAGAAACAUCUUUCCACGUAAACAUAA
Messenger RNA from Osmia bicornis bicornis, 4374 nucleotides. RefSeq names its product male-specific lethal 1 homolog. Lineage: Eukaryota; Metazoa; Arthropoda; Insecta; Hymenoptera; Megachilidae. The record is from RefSeq and is a predicted model, not a curated record. The transcript is spliced from 4 exons. Bases 611 to 2731 code for a protein of 706 amino acids. Gene Ontology annotation, cellular component: MSL complex.